Molecule: messenger RNA, 768 nt
Organism: Eucalyptus grandis
Lineage: Eukaryota; Viridiplantae; Streptophyta; Magnoliopsida; Myrtales; Myrtaceae
Exons: 2
Coding region: 1-768 (255 amino acids)
Source: RefSeq, a predicted model, not a curated record
AUGGGCACGGUCGCCGGAGCUCCGGUGAGGACCGGCGGCGGGCGGAGAUACGGACGGGAACAGCGACGCGGAGCGGAGCAGCAGCGGCACUCGGGCGGAGCAGCAGUGACGCUCGGGCGGAGGACUCGGGCAGCAGGGCCGGCAGAGCAGAGGCGGAGGCUCGGCGUCCGGUUAGGGACCUGCUGGCGUCGCUUGGUUGCUGGGUCGAAGAGGGUUCGAGCGGCGUGUAGGGGCGACGGCGGGGCGGCGAAGGGACAGCAGCAACGAACGGAGCAGGAGCAGCGUCGGGUCGUCGGAGCAGAGGCGGAGGCGCGCGAUGCAGGGGCGUCACGGGCAGAAGCGCUGCAGGGGGCGUCGGGCAGAAACGCUGCAGGAACGUCGGGCGCUGGGCUGAGCAGAGGCGGACCACCGGCGAAGGCUGAGGCGGCGUUGGGUCGCGCGGCGGUGGCGAUGGUGGCAGGGCUGACGGAGGCGAGUCGCGGCAGGAGCAGCGUCUGGAGUCGAGCAGGGGUGUCGCGGGUCAGCAGCAGCGACCGGCGAGGGAACGGUGGCUUCGCGGGGGACGAGCAGCCGAGGGCGUGGCUGGUGCAGGCGCGGUGGGCUUCGGCUCGGUUGCAGCGAGCGUCGGCGAGCGAGAUCGGCGCGGCUGCAGCAGACGUCGGCGAGGCGGACGGAGCUGCGCUCGCGGCUGUGGAGUUGCAGGGGACGGGCUGCAGGCGUCGCGGACGGGCGUGCGAUGGCGCGGGUGCUCGGGCGGAGGGGCGCUGA